UGAAGACAUUAUAUUAUUAUCAUCAUUCGCAAAAGUUCAUUCAACAAAACAAUAGCUGUGCAUAUUUCAUCGUUUAGAUUAUAAACAGUUAUUUUGUUCAAGGAAAUGACUUGGGCAUGUAUUAGUGAUUUUCUCUCCUCAUAUUUGGCGGAAAUUGUUCUAUUCUUUUACGAUACCGCUGAUAAGGCUAAGGAGCCAGUUACUAAACUUCUACUCUAUGAACGAUCGUGUUGGGACUUACUUGAUAGAGUUAACUGUUCAAGUGAUAAUAUAAAUAAUAAACUUUUACAAGCCAGAUCUUCUACUUAUCUUAUGGGAUAUAAAACUUGCUUGGAAAUUCCUACACUCAUUCUAGGGAUAAUCUUUGGGGCUAGCAGUGAUAAAAUUGGUAGAAGAACUCCAAUGUUAAUGGUAUGUUUUGGUACUGUUAUUUCUUCAAUUUUAGCAAUGGUAGAUACAGCUAUUCUGGGAAAAAGUUAUGGCAUUCCGUUACUGAUAAGUGGAUUUGUUCAAGGAAGUUUAGCACCUGGAUUUUUGCUAAGUGUAGCCUGUUUUGGAUAUCUUGCCGAUAGAAUAGGAGAAGAUAAUAGAACAAAGAGAUAUAAUGUUAUGGAGGGUGUGCAAAAUGUAGCUAAUUUAUUCGGCUCAUUAUUAGCAGCUUCAUUAGUUGAUUACGAUGGUGGAGGAUCAGUUUAUAUCGUUGUGUUGGUAUUAAUCUUAGGGACAGUUUUGUCCAUAGUUUUUUCUAAGAGAGAAGAGCAUGAGAAGAGUAACGGCUGUGAAAUGAGCGAAGCAAAGAAAACUUUUGAGACUCUGAGAAAGGAAAGAGAAGGAAAACACGCGCUUUGGUUGCUUAUUUUCAUGGGAUGUGUUCAUAAAUCUUGCAUUUCAGCUACCGAAGAAUUAGUUCUUGUCUUUUGUAGAAGAAAACCAUUGCUAUGGACAAAGGCUACUUAUUGUUAUUGGAGAGCAGCUACGUUCGGAGGAUUAGCGAUAGUCUGUAUAUUAAUCCUUCCUACACUUCAGUCUAAAGGUGUGGAUGAUAGAAAGAUUAUUCUAACUGGCAUAUUCUGCAAGUCGUUGGAACUUUUGGUUAUUUGGUGGGGUGCUACUAGUACCUGGACUCUUUUCUUAGCUACACUAAUCGGAGCUGGUGGUGGGGGAGUUCUAUCAACCAUUAGAGGAGCUUGUACCCAAUUAGUUGAUAGUGAUGAGAUUGGUAAACUGUUGGCUGUCAGUCUGGCAGCUUCUCACCUAUCAACAUUGUUAGGAGUUUCUAUCAGUUUGGCAAUUUAUGCAGUAACGGUUAAUGUUUGGUCUAAGUGUGCUUUUGUUGUACUCUUUGGCUUCAUGGCUCUAAACUUAAUUGCAGCCCAAUUCGGUACAAGAUGGUUGAUGUUAAGUAAGACUGAGAGAAGACAUAUUGGAGCGACUAAGCAGACAAACACUAAAGAUCUUGUAAAUAAAGGGAAUAUAUAGAGAAUUAUUGAGGUUUCUUCUAUCAAAAAUAAUAAAGUUAUAAUAAUUUCUUCCUAUAAUAGGGCUUUUAAAUUAAAAGUAUGUUCAAAUUUUAUGAACUAAAAGAAUUAAAAGAUAUUUAUCCGUUGAAUUUUCUUCUGCUUUAUCUUCUUCUUCUUCUUCUUCUUCUUCUUC
Messenger RNA from Dimorphilus gyrociliatus, 1653 nucleotides. Lineage: Eukaryota; Metazoa; Annelida; Polychaeta; Dinophilidae. The record is from the annotation of a GenBank genome assembly.